Molecule: messenger RNA, 924 nt
Organism: Stereum hirsutum FP-91666 SS1
Lineage: Eukaryota; Fungi; Basidiomycota; Agaricomycetes; Russulales; Stereaceae
Exons: 6
Coding region: 1-924 (307 amino acids)
Source: RefSeq, a predicted model, not a curated record
AUGUCUUCUGAUCUCUCCCCAAACCUCAUCGUUAAUCAACAAAUCUCCAAAGAGCAUGAACUCGCACCGGUUUUAGACCGAGCACCUACAUACUCCCCGCCGCCAGAUGUCACCACGACUCAGAGUGCAUUCGAUGACUCGGUGAAUGAGGAUGUCGACGUCGGCCUGCUCCCCUUAGAGAUUGCAGAGAUUUGGGACUCUGUCUUCGUACCGAGCCUUGUAGCAAGAUACUCCACCGUAUCGGAGUCAAAUUUCCCCAUGGAUGUCGACGAACUCAUCCCCAUCAUCCGCGUCGCUUUCAUGAGUACGUACCCAGAUGAGAUUUCAGAGAGAUAUGUCGAGAACAUUGUUCCUGGGGAAGUGAUCUUUGAGCUUUCUAUGCAAAAACUACACGAAUAUCGUGGCAGGUUCCUUGGUAUUGCAGCAGUUGCUGUACACAAGUUCUUCACUAGGAGCUAUUACGAUUAUAAUGAAGGUCUGAAGUACUGCUUCCAGACCCCCGAAUCAAUCCGGGCGUUUGUUCGCAGUAUACUGUCGCCGUCGGGAGCGCGCGGGAGCUUCCACUGGGCUCACUGGUAUUCAUCCCAUAGCCGCCACGGAGCGUAUGAAAACCCACUUCUACUCGAGAUUCUCGCAAAAGCCCACUUCAGGCAGGUCGAAGGAGCCAAUACGUUCAGUUUCCCUCGACAAGAACCAAUCCAGGCCCUUGUUCUUGCACUAGUAGCACUCAACUUUGCCUUCGAGCUUUGGAGUGAAGGGACACCCGCGACAGAUUCCACUAUGGCCAGUCUAGAAUGUUGGGAUUGGGACGCGAUAGCUAAGGAGCAUGCAGAGGCUUUCGAAAAUCACCAGGCUGCGUAUGGCACGACUCCCUCCUCAGCAAACUGGGACAAAAUUGUGAGCGGCGUGAGGAAGUUUAUGUGA